CAGCGGGACGGUUCGGAGCACUUCGGGACUUUGAGGGAUAUUUGUAUCUCUAAAAACUUAAAUUCAAAAUGGCGACGAAGACCAACAUUUGUGGCCAUCGAUAUAUUGUCAUUAUAUGGAGUCAUAAACGGAAAAAAACACACUUCUGACAUAUAGAAAUAAUUUUUCAAUGUCAAACGUAGGUUAGAGAUUUUUUUUAUUUUGGAUUUAGACGAUAGAUGUCAUGUGUCAGCGUGAAAUUCUCAUUUGUUCGAAAUUAUUGUUGCUUAUCCUAAAAUAUGCACGAGUAGUUUAUGCAGUAUUUGAUGUAUUUUUGUAGGUUUGUUUUAUCCAGCGAGAAUGUACAGUAUAAAACUAAAGUAUAAAUACAUUGGAGAUUGUACAGAUGUAUUUUUAACUUCGAAAUGGGCUAAUUUCUUGAUAUAGUCUGAAAUCCCAAUUGUCGGUCAUUUUGAAGGCCGGAACGGACACUUUCCCCUGCUCAAAUUUUGGGCAACCCUUCCAUUUCGUACUACCCACAUCCUAAUAAGUAUCUGUGCCAAGUUUCAGAAUGUGAUCACGAUUUGAACGAUUUUCACUCUUAGCAGCCCUACUAUUUAGUAAUUUAAGCGCAACGUAAGUAAACUGAAUAUUGUUAUAUAGCUAGUGCUGAAACUAAACGUGAUUGGCUGAUUCGUGGUCACGUGGCUUCAGAUAGAUGCAAAGUACUGUAUCCUCCCACCCCCAGGGCAUUAAGUGAAAAAUUUUUGCGCGCCCCGACCAGCUAUACGUACAUAAAUAGACAAAAUGGCGGCGCAACUCGCAAGUUUAUAAAUUGGGUUUUCCGAGUUUGUUUUAAAAUGAAGAAGAUAAAGGAGAAGAAAAAAUUCAGAACGGGCAAUAGGAUAUGCUGCUGAAACCGUUUAAGUAGCCUAGGUUCUUUUGAUUUUAAACUCCUUUACACAAUAGUGGAUAGAGUUUUGUCAUGAAAUACAAUUGUUGUUGAUUUUUCUUUCGUUGUUAUAUAACUAACAAAACACUUUAUGUCUGUUCCCUCUGGAAAUCGUUAAUUUUUUUGUUGUUUCCCCCACAAAUCUCAAUGUUUCCUCUCGACGUCUCUUUCAGCAAACAAACCAUUUCCCUCGGAAGUAGACAUGUUCUGAAGUGUAUUAGUUUUAUAUGGCUACUGAAGUAUGGCAUAUACGUCGAGGCAUUAUUUCGUAGGCAUUAUUUCGAGAAUCUUGUAUGGCAAGCUCGGCGAUUGAAAGGACGAGAGUUGAAUUCAAUUAUUGUACUUGACGAAUCCUGUGAAACAAUCUUUGAUAACUUUCCUGCACGGAAAGACCAUCAUGCAGUCGUGUAUUUUCAGUAUUCUUAUUACAUGCAGAUUCCAUUUAAUGUCUUCUCCCGAGGGAAAAACUGCCGAAAGAGAGCACAUUUUUUUAAUUCCAAUCUUUUUAGUUGUCUUCUUCACAGGUUGAAAUGUUGGGAGUAGGAGAGAUGGCCUAGCUCAAUCCCAUCAUAGUCAUAGUCAUAGUCUGUCAAGAUAACGAAACCAAGGCAUUUUUUAAGAAAUUACAACUACUGGGGCUAAGUCUCGAUGAGGGCCUUUCACCCACACAAUUAUGCGUGCAUAAAGGCCAUGCUGUGCUGACUUUUGUAAGAUGGAAUGUCAUCGAGAAUGUGAGAGGACAUGAGAAAGCAGGCAGAUGCAGCUUUUUCAACAAGGAUGACUUUUUACUAAUGAUCGAAAGGGCCCAGCUCAUCUGAAAAUAUCGCUUCACUACUAGGGCCAUCAAAGGGCCUACUGGGGGUAAUGCCCCAGUAGUUAUACAGGGUGUCCCAAAAAAAAACUAUUGAAAUCACUUAUUGUAAAAAUUGAAUGCUCUACCAAAAAGCUGAACGUACUGAUGCGUAAAAUAUUGACAAAGUGCAUGCAUUAAAAUUUAGUUAAGAACAUCUCAAGUAAUUUGCGCGAUUUUCUGCUCUUGGGAAUUUAAAACAGCUUCUUAAACAGUUGCUUUAUGCAUAACAUUUACUUAUGUCAAUUAUUUAUGCACUCGUGAGAACCACCAGAGCGCUAAGGCAUUCAAAUUCUAACAAUUAAAUUGUUAUUGGUGAUUUGAAUCGUUUUCGCUUUGUUUGGGACACCCUGUAUAGUUAAAAAAUGCCCUGCAAGAUAUGAUGGACUGAAACACCGGCAAACUUCAAAGCUACAAAAAAGGCCUUUGUUUGAUGUUGAACUGUACAUGUACCUCACCGUGCACAAAUGCUUUGUCUCAAAUAUUGUUCAUCGUGGUCACACGUGUCAUCUCACCUAUCCCUAUUCGACGGUUACUUAAUUACACGAAUUCAAAUACAAUGAGCUCAAACACUGCAUCAAAAAUAGGUUAACGACAAUGCAUUUCGAAAUGUUUGAAUAAUGCAAAUCAUUAUAAAUUUGAAAAUCAUGACGGACCUGCAUGUUGCUAUGGCUACAGUUUCACCACUCAGCAAAACUGUCCAACAAAUCUCCCAUUUAUAUUAUUUAACUGAAGUUUAAUUUAAAAUAAUAAUAAUAAUAAUAAUUAUAUUUAUCCAGGAUACCCACAUCACUUACGUGUUUUUCAGUGGGGUCCUGCAUCAGAAUUACAAUUAUUUACAAUAUUAAUUAUUGCCAAUAUUUAAAUUGUACAAAAACAUACAAAUAUAUACAUGCACGUUACAACGAUGAUAAAUAUACCAUUAAUUUAUAAUUCAUAAAAAUGUGAUUUAAUUUAGUCAGUAAGCAUGCAACGUGCCUCAAAAAUCUUUCCUGUUAAAUAUGCCCAACGAUUUCUUUGGCUUCCUGGGAAUGCAACUUUUGCUGAGGAAUGAAAAAAAUCAUUAAUAAUAAUAUCUUAGUCAAGGAACUCAAGGGUAACAACCUUGGAAACCAAUACUGUUUACCUCAUAAAUGCACACGAAUUUGCAUGGCUCUAAAUUUUAUAAAUUCGUACAACGGUCACGAAAUGCACAGUCUCACUUUAAAUCAUGGCACUCGUUUUUUAACCAUUGAAAAAGAGUUCGAGAAAAACCCAUUAUUUCGGCUGUUGAACAUGUUUCCGGCUUCCUGCGACAGAGUUGUGUUCAAUUAACCACGCCUUUUUUGUAUUAUGUUCAAUUAACCCGCCAAUCAGGUCUUUCUUGUAUUACCAUUCUAAUUUUAAAUUUGUAUGAAUUUGUUUAGAAUAACUGUGAUAUAUAAAGAUGGAGAAUAUGUUCCUUGGAAUAAUUCUCCUCAGCGCUCACGUUCUUACAGUUUCAAGUGCUCCUAUUUCUCCAUCACAGAUCAAUUGUGUAGAAGGAGAUCCACAACCGGGUUAGUUCAUAUAGAAAAUGUGAAGAGAAUACCAAACCACGGGAAACAAACCUUGACCUAUAAAUACUAUUUAUUUCCUUGACGUCGUAAGUCAGUUGUGGUGAUAAUUUCUCAAACCACAAAUUUCUGUUCACAUCCAGCACCACUACGCAUAUACCACCACUAUGCACACACACGUAUAUUAAAGUUUCAAUUAAUCUAAUUGGGAAUGGGAUAAAAUAUAAGCUCUACCUGGAACGAUCGCCUGUAUAUCCUAACCUUUUUCAUGACAAAUCCGUAUUUCAAGAUUAUCUAACUUCUUUUAACUAUAUUAAGCCUGGUAUCUAUCCAUAUGACGCCGACCAGCCGCCGACACAUUGUCGGUAAUAGAUACCUUACGAUGUGGGACAGCAACGUGACGACGACGGCUAUUCAUAUAAUGAGAUUCGUAAUUUUUAAGAAAAGAAAUGAAUAAUUAAUACACUAUAAAUUAUAGGAGUUUGAGACGUCAUGCAUCACCAUGGUCUGUUUAUAACGGGGAACUUCGGACUUUUACGUCUGUAGUACUAGCUCAGUACUACAGUGGAAUUUUCUCAACAAUAAAGCCACUAUUGCAAGCUAACCAAACAGUUUUAAAUUCAUACAUACAAAUAUUCUUUACAAUCGUUUGUUUGAAUGAUUUUAUUCUGGUCGUUGUCGUUGUGUUGCCGUCCUACAUCGUAAGGUCUCUAUUCAUUUAAGGAGAAAAUUAUUUCAGAUACACAAAGGAUUUUACUCAUGAGUAAUCACCGAAAACGGAUCAUGCCGGCUGUCGGCGUCAAAUGGAGACCAGGCUUUACAACAAGUCAGAAGUAUAUUCAAGUCUCAGUGCAGUAUGACGAAUCAAAAUAAUCCGCCAUUUUGGGUGGAAAAAACUCUCAUUCAACCGAGUACUACAGAGCAUUAUAACUAUUGACAAAGAGCUCAAACUGAAAGUGAGAGCCGCAGUCAGUACCACAGUUUUGCUUUGACGCUCAAAAUGGCAGAAGUCAACAAAUAAGUGUUAUAUACUGUACUUGUACUCAAUAUGCCAUAUAAAGAUAAUGGCAAAACAUGUUUACAAUUAAUAUAAAAUGGGAUUUAUAAGAAAAUUGUUCUUUGCUUCCAGGCCAACCUGAACCAGAUGUAAACAUAACUGUGUCAUCAACAACUAUACUCGAAUCGGGUAACCUUUCUAUCUACUGUAAUGCAAUCAACGUCAGCUCUCCUUUGCUACCAGUGAAGAUCACCAUCCAUGUCGGCCCAUUGCCAGUGGGAAUAUGCGACCCUGACGGUAUGACUCCAGUUUUCCAAUGUUUUUUUGAUCUUGAACCCUACUUCUCUCAUCUAUCACGGACAGUUAGCUGUACUGCAGAGGAUGAGCAGGGGAGAUGCCGUUUCAAGACUGCCAAUAUUACACUCUUGCAAGGUGGGUAAUAAUUUCAUAUAAUCACGAAUAAUUAACGAGUAAUUUGUAUGUCUGAUACAGAAUCAUGCUGGAGAUCAUGCUGAUUUGCAUAAACUUUAAGUUUAAUAUUUUAAUUCACUUUAUAUUGUUGAAGAAUACGAAUGUUCUCUGUGCUUGUGAUGUUACUCUGAGUGGGUCUACACUGGGCAAGGUGAAAAGUUUGCUUGACCGCAGUGCAUGGGAAUCGAAGCACAAACAUAUAUCCUCAUAUAAGACAUUUCACAAGCCAUUUACAACAUUCGCGUCCGUGUUGUAUCAGAUAUAUAUAAGCUCCCGCUUUCAUGCAGUUCGAGUUUGCAUAGCCGAUACUGACAAUACGGAGAGAAACUAAUGAAAAUCACUGCAACAAUACAGUGAAAGUUAGAAACCUAUACUACUGAAAAUAUAUUGUUUAUCAUAUGUAGAGACAUAAUGGCAUUGCGUCAGUGCUUAAUUUUAGUAUAAUCUUGGUAUCCGAUCAAAUUUUGAAAUCUGUUCUUGUUGAUAUUUCUUUCUUCAUACAGUAUUUUAAAAUUUGUUUCCCACGACCGAAGCCAGUGCAAUAUUGUUUCGAUAGCGUUUAUACAUUUCGUAUUCAUAAAUUCCACAGAAUGACGUCAUAAUUGUUUUCAUAUUAAUAUUAUAACGUCGUUCCGUUUAAAAUUUUGUCCGAACUCCAUAUCUUGUCAGUUGUUGAGUUGAUAAGACGACUUCACGGUUGGUUGACGACUUCACGGACCCUCGCAUGACUAAUACUGCAUGAUGUAUUAUAGUAUAAAUACAGCAGUGUCAAAUGAUAGAAGCUGUAAAGUUAGCGAGCAAUUUUAUUAUGGUAAUCUAUACUAUCGACUAUAAUUAAUAUAAUUUCUAGCAACAUCAACACCAGCAGAAAAUAUGACGACAACAUUGCCUACAACAUCAGGUAACUACUUGAAGAUUAAACGGCUUAUAAAAUAAAUCAAGUCUUCAGGAAAUCUUUCAGAUCGCGUAUAUAUCCCAGUCGUGAAGAACUGUUACAAUUGGUAGGGUCGUAGAGAUGUGCCUGGAUCCCCAUUUUCGGAAUGGCCAGUUUUUUCAAAAUCCCAUUUCCCAGCAUUUCUUGACCAAUGAAAACUUUUCAUCUGAAAACUUAUAACUGAAUAUGUGGUUGACAAGCUGUUUGUGCGAAAUAUUAUAAUUAUUGUAAAGGCUAAAAUCUUUAAAACUGAACCUGUCCAGAAGUAAUGGCUAAAUUUUUGCUUGCCUUCAGAAAAUUCGCAUAUACUUAUUUUCUUUCCACUAGAAUGAUAAAGAGCAUCCUCGCAUGACUAAUGCUACGGCAUGAUGUAUGUUGUUACCAUAGAAAUAUUAGACCUACAAUGCGUGCUUGGUCACGUGACCGGUAUCCAAAUUGAAAACAAAAAUGCCCUUAUAAAACCGCCAUGUUGAAUUUGAGUAUAGAGUGCAAACUACAAACUAUAAACAAAGCUAAAACUAUAAAGUUUUCAUUGUCAAAACGUUUUGAAUUUGUAGUUUGAGGAUAGGAUCAUAGGAAUUUGAAAUAUUAAGUUCUUUAAAGGCUCAAAGCAAAUGUACCGUUACAAAAACGGUGAAAAUCGUGCAGCCUUGUAAAAAACAAAGUAGUUUCGCGUAUAAAUUUUUGCAUGCUCUGAACGUAACUGUUUUGCUAAUAUUUUAUGAAAUUACGAAAUGAUAGUUCUUUCUUCGCCGGGUUUCGUUUUUCUUCAAUCUAAACGAAGUGUUUUCAUGUUUGUGAAACAAAAAUAUUUAGUUGCCUAAAUAAUCGUCGAAAACAUAUGGUUUCAAAAGCGUUGUCUCAAGCUCAAGCAACGUAUAAAAAAAUAUAAAAAGUAGUUGUGUAAGUUUAAAAAGAUUAUUGACCUCCAUUUAUAUUAUAAAACAGUUGAAAUAUAUUUUUUAAAACAUACCUAUUGAGUUUGAGUUUGUCUUAAUUUUUCGUGUUUUGUUUUGGCUUGCACAACAACGUUGAAAAUGUAUUUUCAAACGACGAUUUCUGUAUAUAUUCUGUUAAGAACCAUUCCCUUUCGUAAAAAAAAACAAGGGAAUGGGUUUUUCUACUUUAAAAACUUUUUUCUCACGAUAUAAUUGUUUUUUUGCGAACUUUGUUGAAAAAAAUUUCGCACUCCCGGCAAACGCGCGAAAUUCCUUGCCGCAGGAGUCUGGGACUAGCCAAAAUGCCCUUAUAAAUCCGCCAUUUUGUGGAGACAAAAUUUUUACUGAGAAAAGAUAGGAGCACGCAUUCUAUGUCUAUUAUUUCUAUGGUUGUUACUCGUUGCAAUAGUAUAAAACGCAGGAGUAUAAAAUGACAAAUUAACUACUGGUAUAUCCUAAUCUUACCUAUACCAACACCCAUAGCUAUUUUUUUGUGGUAGUUUACUAACCGUUUGCUUAAUAUCAUUUCUAGUUCCACCAACAUCAACAUCUCCACCCAUCCCACCAACACCAAUACCAACAGGUGAGUAUUUCAGGAAGAUUGACCGGUUGUAAAAUAAACUUGAACUCAUGCACCCAUGCAGUCGUGAAAUACUGUUACAAUUACGGGGUACUGCCGGAAGAGGGUAUAUAUAUAUAUAGAUCCCAUUUCCUAACUUUUAUUCUAAAUCACAUUUCCCUACCAUUUUUUGAACCCAAUCCUAGUUUCGAUUGUAAAAUUAAGAUAUUUCUUCUGAUCCUAUCUUUCUGAUAACAAUCGCUCCUAAUAUAUCUAUAAAUCUCAUCUUUCUUACACCACCAUCGGUCUGUUUGGUAUAUUUAACAGUUAUUCUACGAACUCGAGUCAAAUAUGAGCUGAUAGCCGAUGAGGCGCGUAGCGCCGAAUCGGCUAUCGCUCAUAUUCGACGAGAGUGAGUGGAAUAACUGUUUUAUUAUAUACACAAGGUCUGAAUUCACAGACUUUGCUUUUCGAAUAUUUUCAAUAUUUUUCUAUUUCGUUUAUGUUUUUAUCUUCGGAUUCUUCGCUCUUUCGGCCGAUUAUUUUCUCAAAAAUAUUUAUUUUUAACCAUUUUAAUUUUAAAAAAAUAUUUGCUAACCUGAAAAAAAAUUGUGGGAGUUUUUUCAUUUUGUUUUUAAUCCUGUGAAGGUUAUAAAAAGCGACAACUUGCCGUUUUCUCGUUUGCAAAACAUCGUAAAUUCAGUUUGGCCGCCAUUUUGUUUUUCUCUACUAGCAGGAUAUGAGCUAAUAUCCUGCUAGUAGAGAACCAAUCAGAUUGCAGAAUACCUCAUAUCCAGACCUUGUGUAUAUAAUAAUAAGUAUUUUCCUUCUAGCUACUACUUCUAUCAUUAUAUUAUUUUUCAAUAUCAGUACUUUCGCUAGUCAGCUAUAGUAAAUGGCUUUAUAUAAUAACUACAGUGAAACACGCAAUUUGAUUGGUCAAAAGUUGUGCAGGAUCAGGCUAUCCUGCACGAGGAAUUUAAAUGCCUUCGUGGGAUUCUCAAAAUGUCAUUGUUUCACUGUAACUAUUUUAUAAAACAAUUAUAUUUCGUGCAUCGAUCACGAAAUCCUGCACGGAAAACCAUUCGGUAUUCCUUUAAUCCUUUAUGCCUUAGAUGAUGGAAGCAGUACAACUCAAACACCAGGUAAUGUGUUCCUGCUGCGAUACAAAUAGCAAUCUGUGAUAUGGUGGAAAUUAUUUACUCUUUACUAUAAUAUAUCCUAAUCAGAAUUCAGCGAUCAAUUUCUUAAAAACUAUCGCUUUGAAUUUCAGUUGUGACGACAGAAACAGUUAUACCGCCAAUACCAACGACAACACCAACACCCACUAAAAAAGGUAAGUCGUAAGUCGACACCGAUAGACAGAAAAAAGCCCAGUGUAUUACUGGAUGAAGAAACUAAAUUUGCUCUUACACCUUACUAAUUGUAAUUCGAAAAUGUAUCCUACAUAGUUUUACUUUCUUUUCAUUCCCGUAUUUUCAAAAGACCGUGUUUCUGUUGCUACUUAGGUAUGUACAUUGACAAACACAUCACUUGGGAACAACAAAUCAAACACGUAAAGGCUAAAAUUUCAAAAAAUACUGGCAUCAUAAACAAAUUAAGAUAUUACCUUGAUUUAAAUACGCUUAAGCAACUCUACUAUACCUUAAUUUACCCUUUUAUAAACUAUGGACUAAUGAGCUGGGCCAAUACUUAUACUUCUCAUUUAACCAAGCUCCGCAUAGCUCUCAACAAAUGUAUUAGAAGCAUAUUUUUUUCUCACAAAAGAGAGGAUGCCACUCCUUACUAUAGCCUUUUGGGAAUCCUAAAAUUAGAUAAUGUCUUCAAGCUUAAAAUAGCUAAUUAAUGAACCAAGUAAUGUACCUAAUAUAUUUUCUACAUACGUAACGUCAGCUUCCGCGUCGCACACCUAUAAUACGAGGUUUUCUUCAAAAGAAAAUUUUAGCAGACCAAAAGUAAGAACUAAUUAUGGAAAAUUUACAUUUCAAUUCGCUUCAUCUAAAAUAUGGGAAUCAGUAGAUUACACAAUAAAAAAAUCUAGCUCGUCCUAUCUGUUUAAGAAACACUAUAAGCAAUCGCUCCUAUUAACUCAAAUGUAAUUAUAGAGUAUAUACAGUUGUGAAUUCGUUCUAGCGCCGCUCCUUUCUUAUUAGUAGCAAAUCGUAGACAGUGGACAACUCGAAAGCACUAUGCUACUUUGUCCACUGCGCACGACAUAAUGAAUUAUUAACUCCAAUUUAUAUCUACUACUCACGAUAACCGUAUUACUCUUCACUUUUGUAAAUAAUCUAUAUGACGUGCGCAACUUCAAUAAAAUUGUAAAUUGCUGCCACAUUUUCUCCUUUUACUAAUAGAUGAUGACAGCGAUGACGACAGCGAUGACGACAGCGAUGAUGACAGUGAUGAUGACAGCGAUGAUGACAGCGAUAGUGAUAGUGAUGAUGACAGUGAUAGUGAUAGUGAUGAUGACUAAGAACCUAUGAGAAAGCUUUUCUAUUUUUUAAUCCUGCAUGUCAUGCAUUCCAUUGUAGAUAUAUUUCGGCAUGGCGUCAAAGGCAGAAUGUUCACAGAGUAAUUGUGGAUCCUUCAAUCGUUGUUAUCAUCAUGAUAGAAUGUUAUUGGAAAUAAAUAAUAAAAAAUAAAUUAUGUACGUUCAUCUCGCAAUUACAGUAGUUGUCGAAUGAAUGAAUGAACGAACGAAUGAAU
Molecule: messenger RNA, 9921 nt
Organism: Paramuricea clavata
Lineage: Eukaryota; Metazoa; Cnidaria; Anthozoa; Malacalcyonacea; Plexauridae
Source: the annotation of a GenBank genome assembly